This is a messenger RNA of Hordeum vulgare subsp. vulgare (domesticated barley), 1115 nucleotides long. RefSeq lists its product as uncharacterized. Bases 91 to 1050 code for a protein of 319 amino acids. The record is from RefSeq and is a predicted model, not a curated record. The transcript has 4 exons. Lineage: Eukaryota; Viridiplantae; Streptophyta; Magnoliopsida; Poales; Poaceae.
GGAAAGAGCGGAGGACGGAACGGAAAGGUCAAAAGAAAGGGAGCAAAACAGUCGCCGCAGUACAGCGUUGGAGCCGAGCGGCUGACAGAUAUGCUUCCGGGAGUGGAGGACGGCAAGCGGCGCGGCGUCAGCGACGCCGAGGCCGAGGCCGAGGCCGGCGCGAGCGCGGCCGCCCUGAACGACCUCUGCGCCACCGCCGGGGACGCGGGGGGCCCGGUCCCCGCGCCGUUCCCGAGGGCGGCGUCCCUGGCGGUCGCGGCGCUGCUCGCGGUGGGGAUCGGACUCGGCGUCCUCGUCCUCGCCGUCGUGCGCAGCGCCGUGCUGCUCGUGCUCGCGCUGGUGCUCUCCGCGGCCGUCUCCGCGUUCCUCCUGUGGAAUGCCGCGGCCGCGGCGUCGGGCCGCGUGCUGCGGCGGUUCGUCGACGGGCUCCCGGCCUCCAGCCUCCGCGUCGCCGCCGACGGCCAGCUCGUCAAGAUUACCGGCAUGGUUUCAUGCGGUGAUAUUUCGUUGAUUUCUUCAUAUGAGAAGGUGGAGAACUGUGUCUACACAUCGACGCUUCUAAGAAAAUGUGGUAGAUGGGGUUCUGAGGUGGCAAAUCCUAAAAAUAAUUGUUCCAGGUGGAAAUUGACACAUGCUGAGAGAUUUGCUGCUGAUUUCUACAUAACAGAUGCAAAAUCCGGCAAAAGAGCCUUGGUGAAAGCUGGAUACCACACGAAAGUUGUUCCAUUGAUCGAUGAAAAUGUUUUGGUUACAACAAGCCGAAGUACUGAUCUAUCUUCAACCUUGAAAUGUUGGCUAGAAGAAAGAAAUCUUUCUUCUGAAGAAGCUCAGCUUAUCCGUCUUGAGGAAGGAUAUAUCACGGAAGGAAUGAGGUUGAGUGUGAUCGGAAUUUUGAGCAAGAAGAAUGGAGAUUUCAUGAUACUUCCUCCUCGUGAACCUAUAUCUACAGGUUGUGUCUUGCAGUCAUUUCUCCUUCCAGCUUAUUUUGAUGGAAUAGUUCUGAGACUAGUAGACAAGAGUUAUUUUAUGCCACAUUCUGGAAUUUCAUGAAAUAUUUUGACAACUCAUGAGAUGUAACAGCUAACAAUUUUAAUCCAAUACCAUUUCCCCUGAAA